Molecule: messenger RNA, 420 nt
Organism: Phytophthora infestans T30-4
Lineage: Eukaryota; Oomycota; Peronosporomycetes; Peronosporales; Peronosporaceae
Product: Outer Dynein Arm Light Chain 2
Exons: 3
Coding region: 10-420 (136 amino acids)
Biological process (GO): microtubule-based movement
Cellular component (GO): cytoplasmic dynein complex; cytoplasm
Molecular function (GO): dynein intermediate chain binding
Source: RefSeq, a predicted model, not a curated record
AGGCAGACCAUGGCGGACUUGGAGAUGUCGUCUGGGCGUGGAAACCAGGUGAUCAAGGUGGUAAUGCCCACGUACAUCAUGGCGCCGACGGAGGACGAACGAUUCCGCCGUAUAAAGGUGUGCAACAUUAUUUUCAAGUGUAUGACCAAGGAGCUCGAGGGCAAAGAGUUUAACGAGAGCGACUGCAAGGGCUGGAGCAUCGCUAUCGCCGACGCCGUCAAAGCUCGCAUCCACACUGAUUGUAGCUUCCCACGCUACAAGAUCGUCGUACAGACGUUCAUCGGCCAGCAGAGACUGCAGGACGUCCGUAUCACGUCUCGCUGUUUGUGGGACGACGAUCAUGAUAACCACGCCUCGGCGGUGUUUAACAGCCAACAUAUUUGGGCAACUUGCGUGGUUUUUGGCUUCUAUGCGGACUAG